Molecule: messenger RNA, 642 nt
Organism: Radiomyces spectabilis
Lineage: Eukaryota; Fungi; Mucoromycota; Mucoromycetes; Mucorales; Radiomycetaceae
Exons: 2
Coding region: 136-495 (119 amino acids)
Source: RefSeq, a predicted model, not a curated record
AAGAUUUGCUGGAGAAACAGGGCUGAGGUAUUGAGUUAAACGCAGCCAAAAUGUCGCGGCCGAAUCUUUUCGAAAUUGGCGAUACCAAGAAAUGACCAACGUGGAGUGAAACAAUCAACGGUGAUUGACGGAUCCAUGACCACUUAUCGUUGGUCACAGCAAAACUUUUCACGGCACCGUACGCCAUGUCGACGAAGUGCUCACCAAAGCGGCUUCAAUCAACCAUUCCUUAUCCAAAAGAAAUGCAAAUUUGCUUACCACAAAUUACGGGUCCUUGGAUACAUGGUGGGCAAGGACGGAUUCGAAAUGGACCGCGUCAAGGUGGAGAAGAUCUUGCGAUGGCCGACGCCAACUAGCCUCGAGCCUCACCGAGCUGAAUCGUUACGUCAAGCUUAUCCAAUUUUAUCGACGGUUCAUCCCCUCCUUCUCCAAGGAAAUCUCCCCACUAACCCAGUUGAAGAAAAUGGAUGUGGCCUUCCAUUGGGGCCAGGUUGAACAACGGUGCUUUGAAAAAUGCAAAAUGCUCAUCAGUUCGGAACCGGUGCUGGCGCAUCCCGACUUCAACGGACUAUUCGUUCUUUUUACAGACACGUCGGGUAUAGGCCUGGGAGGUGUAUUGACGCAAAAGGCCGACGCUGGAAG